AUGAUUCGCAUUUCGGCGCUUAACGAGGAGGAAUCCGAUGAUAGCAAUGGAUUCGACAGUGAGCUGAUUGUCACGAAAGAAGCGGAGGAAACGAUUGCCAUCUCGGAGUAUGUGAGGGGUUUGCAGAUGAAAAAAGAAAACAGACAGCAAGAGGCGUUGGAACUGUUGCUCGAGCUGCUGGAUACGCAAGUGAUACACGAUGUCACGUCCACCCAAACGGAUAGUAAGUUGUUUGCAGUUAAGUAUAACUGCUACCGAAACAUUGGCCUCAUUUACGAAGAGCAGAAGAAGGAGGGUCUUGCGAUAGAGUUCCUCAUGAAGGCUAUGGAUCUCGAUGAAACGGACGUUUAUACGAUGUCCCGGUUGGCACGGAUGGCACUGAAGAGCGGCCAAUUGCAAAUAUCCAAAUUAUACUUCGAAAAAUGCUUGAAACGGAACCCAAACCACUGGCCGAGUAUGGACGGAUUGCUGAAAGUAUUCUGCAGUGCGUCCAACGUCGUAGAAGCUUAUGGAUGGGCCAGUCAGUGUCACCGGAAAGAUACGCGAAGCACACUGUACACCGAUGUGCUGAGGGCCAUCCGGGAGCGGUUCAAGUCAACGUUACCCUACCUCGACACCGUGUUCAUUAUGUCACCGAUAACCGAUUUCGAGGCGGAAGAAAAACGCCGUCCACUAGCGUUGGCGUUAGCCACAUUUGAUAGACUGUUUUCACCGAAGUCGAAGUACGAACCGCCCGAUUUCACCAUCAUGCCCGACAUACUCAAGCAGGAGCUGCAAAUAGACGAUCUUAGCUUCGAGACAAUCGGCAAUAUGUUGGUAAAGCUAAACGAACGCAUGGAGGAACUGGAUUUGAGAUGCGUUUUCAUACUCGAUACGGAAACGCUUUUCUGUGAGCGUCAUCAGGAAAAACUUGAGAAGAUGGAAGAAGAUGUACAGGAAACACCAGCGGCCACCGAAAGUGUUGCCGAUUUGGUCACAGCGAGGGAAGACAGUCGAAUGGAGAUAGAAGAGGACGAAACGUGUGGUAAGUCAUAAGAAAUUCCCCAAUAGAUUGAAGUGAGGCAUAGAAAUGUGUGGCUUGUUUUAGACGAGGCAAAUGAAACGAUGGUUGCUAGUUUUACAAAAAUCACCGAUGAUACCAACGGUAACGGUACUUCUGCAGCGGACAGUGCCGAUUCUGGAGUUGAUGCCAACGAACAGAAAAAUAAAUCGAGGCGACGAGGAAGUGAGUUGAAAAUUCUGGAACAAUGGGGUUGGCACAAAAAUCGACGCUCGACACGCAAGAAAAGCAUCCAAGAGUUGAACGAUCCGGCCGAUUCGACGGUAGAGUCAUUUUUCAGACUAUCGCUCAAACAGCAUUUAUCGGAAGAGAAACCGUUUAAAGGAUCACCCUUCACAGUGGACACAAAAGAGGUUGCGCCUCAGGACAAGGGUUCAGAAUGUAAGGACAGUGAAGAGGUCAUACCGGAGAGCGUCACAAACCAGGCAGACUAUUGCAGCGAGUGUAAUGUGCAGAACUUUAUAGGCGAAAUGAAGCAAAACGAGAUCGAUGUCUACGCGCUGAUGUAUGGAUUUCUUACGCAUGUCUCAAAAUCCUGGGGCAUCGCAACCAAAGUAGAAUUACGCUCGAUCUACCUCAAAGUGCACCGAUCCUUCGUCCAGUAUACCGAUUACGAUGCAUGGAAUUUGCUUUCCGAAGAGCGGUUGGAGAAAAUAUUCCAAAUAUCGGUGUUUUACCUGGAACUAAAACUGGACGCGGGACUAGCGAAUCCCAGUGAGGAGUAUAAGAAUGGGAUUUUCGAUGAUUUUGACGAUUCCAUUUUUCAUCGAUGCCGUUUCUAUUUGGGCAGUUUGGGCAACGAUAAAAUCAUUGCCAUCUACCGCAUCCGAUUGCUGUGGAUUGGCUACGUUCUGGACUGCAGCGUGAAAAAUUUCGAUGCCGCGCUCGAUCAUUUGUACUUGCUCCAAGAAAUUAUAUGUAGUGCCGAUGGCGCUCGGGUGGAAUUAAGCUUCCCGAAUCAGCAAUCCAACACUAGCAUUAGUGGUGAAAAAAUCCGUGAGCUAAUUGGCGAAACGGAACGAAAACUGCGCAUCGAACAGGUCAAGCGUCACUACGAAGAUGGAGACUUCGAACAGGUGGUCGAUAUUUUAAAGGAUACUCUUCGCUACUACACUACCAUUGGUAAUCCGAACGAAACUAUUCUAAGCCUCGUCACGCAGUCCCAGAUGCUACUGGAGUCGCUUUGGAACAUCGGAGAGAUGGAGGAAUGCUUCGUAUGGUCAGAAAAAUCGUUCACGUUCUCCGUUCACCAGUUUGUGACGGCGGCAUCUCAGCACGAUAGCCGCAAGACACGGCAAUGGGCCAGCAAUGUAAACUUUGCGCUGGUCUAUAUUGUAUCGAUCAUCAAACAGGAAGGCUGCUUCAUGUUCGAACUACUUGGAGCGAACCUUUCUAGACUCAUUCAGUCACUGCACCGAUUGCUCACACACCAGCUGGACCCAAGCGUGGAAAGGAAUUACACGGCCCAGCUUUGUCUCAUCGAGUGUUGGCGAGCUUGGAUUAUCCUGUAUUACAUUCUCGAACGACAAGACGACUUGGAAGGCUCAGUGAAGGUGAACCGCAGCUCCUGCAUCAUGGAUCAGAAUGGAACGUUCGAAGUGGAGCCCGAGCGGCUCUGCAAUUCCGUCAUGAUGUGCUUCGUGGCACACGAGCUGCUAGGAAAGAAAAACUGGUGUUCCAAAGGGGACAGUGGGCUUCUGUUCCACACGCUGGAUGUGGUUGUACCAAAGAUACGGUCCCCUCUGCUGGAACCAUUUCGUGAGAUUUUAAACGAGUAUCUGGAGCAAAUGACGUACUGUCUGUACGGAUAUCCCCAGAAACGUCCACGUUUGCGCCACAUCCAGGAUCAUUGUGCCGUUCAGGUUGCGCUCACCUGGGAACGGGCGAUUCAGUUGUUUGAUCUCUACAGACCAGAUAAUUUACCGGAAUUUAACUCAUACAAGCUAGAAUCCAUUUCCGCCGACAUGGAAGCACUCUUGCAGCGCAUUAUUUUACUCAUUCCGUCCGAAAUCGAUAUCGUUAAGCUGUCCCGUCCGAUAUCGGAAUUUAUCGACGGCAAAGGAAACAUUUUGCCAGAUGCGGCCAACGUAUUGCAGAGUGAAAUUAAACCCAUUUUCUACCUGUUGGCCGAUUACUACUUUAAGAGUCGCGACUUUACGCGGGCGAUCAAGUACUACGUCAUGGAUCUGGCGCUAGAACCGUCUCGGUUCGACUCGUGGGCAGGAAUAUCGCUGUCGAAAGCGAGCAAAGUGGAAACGAAACUAAACUCAACCGAAGUGAUACCGUUGCAAGAAUUUCUGGAUGAAACCGACAACGGGAUGAAGUGUUUUGACCAAUGUUUGCAACUCAACGAAGACGAUUCACAACUGUGGAUCGAGUAUGGUUCGUUCGCGUACAACAUUCACUCCUUCUGCUCGCGUAGUUUGAAGCUUUUGAGUGAUACACUUUCGAUGGAGAGUUUUGCACUUGUGGAAACGCACAAGGAGCGUUGCCUAGACAUCGCUUUUAGUUGCUUCAAUAAGGUGAGUCUUGAAAAGAUGUGCUUCCCCGGAACGUCAGAAGAGGCACCACCAGAGCAGCAGCAACAGCAGGAGAAUGGCAACAAUCAUGAGGACGAAAUAUGGCUCCAUCAUUACAUGUUGGGUAAGAUAGCCGAGAAGAAAAAGGAACAUCCGGCCGUUUACUUGACGCACUACCUCAAGUCGGCCAAGUACCUGUACGAGUGCAGUGCCACGUAUCCGAUUAAGAUUAAUCACAGCAGCCCGUCGCCGUUGGCGAUCGAGGCGCUGGAAAUCUUCUACCGUAUCAAUGCGGCCGUCAUCAAGUACGUUGAGCAGCAUUCGCCGAUCAACAAAAAAACUUCGAGAUUGUUUCUACGUACCCUGAAGGAACUGGCCACCAGUCCGUUUGCAGUGAACCGUGCUAAAAUCAAUGAAACUAUGUUGAAGCGGAAAAUGACAUCCAAUGCAGCAGGGUCAAAUAAUGGAAACAGCAAUCCUGGCGUAGCCACAGUUGCUAUUGAAACUUCCGUUGCUUCUCCGAAGGUUGCUAAGAUUGCAGAGCCCGAGAUUGUUGGUGCUGUGGAAGCAAUGGAUGGCCAGGAACCCAAAGUAACCUCUGAUCAGACAACCGAUAGCGUGGUGGCUAAUCCUAACCUGCUAGACGUGGAACAGACCCUGUCGCUUAACAGUCCACAGCCCGACAUACCCGUUGUUGCUCCUUCCGAACCGUCUUCUGAGAUGCACGUUGAUCAGAGUAUUCCAUCACCGGCAAAUCAGCAACACCGUCCAGUUGAACAUAUUCGGGUCGAAGAAAUUAAACAGCUCGUCGAUGCGCAACCCGCACUUCGACGAGGCUCACAGGAAAGUGCCAUAACCUCAACAACGACAACAACGACUACUACCACAACCAGCACAUCUUCAUCGAGUAGCGACUCCUCGGACAGUGAUUCAGAUUCAUCAUCGGAUUCCGACAGCGACAGCUCUUCGACAGAUGACGAAACUAUUAACCAACAAUUGAUAAACUCCACCGAAAGGGACACGAUUUUUAAGCUUUGCAUUAAAAACCUGGAGGAAUGCAUCACUCGCUUUCCGGAGCACUACAAAUCUAUGUACAGAUUGGUUCACCAUUACAUGCACGCGCCUGGUGCGACCAAGUCAUUCGAAAAAGCUCGCCAACUGCUGCUGGGCAACUAUCGUACGGCACUAGGCAAUCAAAUCCCGGGACUUUUCACGGAACGUAAAGCUACGAACUUCUUCAACGGUUUGUGGAGAAUCCCAGCUUCCGAUAUCGACCGGCCGGGCAAUUUCGCGUCCCACAUCUCCAAGUGCGUAAUUGUGUUGAUGGAAACGUUAAAAGAAUUUUUGGAGCACGAAAUUCUGCUCGAACUGGCGCUGCAGUUGCACCGCACACCGGAGCCGGAUAAAAAAUAUCUCAACGAUUAUGAGCGCAAGGAGCUGGUCCAGCAGGCGAUUCUUUUCUGCGUUCAGGUCUACCGGAGUUUGCUGAAAAAAUCGGCCGAUGGACGGAACGAUACCGAUCUGCUGUCGCUGAUGAUCGAAGUGUACAAGGCGUACCGUAAGAUAGUGAAGAACAUACAGCCCAAGGAACCACUCUUUGCCAGCGUGAUGAUCGACGCAUACCGGGCAUUCGUUAGUGACAAGGUGGCAAAGCUACCGGAAACCACCAAUAUGUUCGAUCUGGCCAUUAAACUGUGCACUUACGAGAUGAACUAUCGCAAAACGCAGGAGAAACAGCAGAAUGCCGUUGGUGUUGCUGGAGGGACCACUGGCGCAUUGGCUACAGGGCCCAUAGCUACGACAGCUAACGGUGGCAAGCAGACCAUCACGAGUGGAGAUCUUCCUGCGAUGGUGAUCGUUCCGAUGCAACCAAUAUCGGCGAACUUUAUUCCGGGGUUGACGAAACAAAACCGACGUGUUCCGAUAUCGAAAAUAACCACAUCAACCGCUGUGCUAAGUGAACCGUUGGGGUCGCUCCCUCAACACUACAACUAUCCGAUGCCAGCGCAUCAGCUGGCCCAAUCGGGAACAAUGAGCACCAUGAUAACAGAUUUAUCGUCACGCGUGACCAUUACUCCAAUAAAGCUCGAUGCUGCUGGCGGUAAAAGUGCCAUUCCAUCAACAUUUGGCACAUCUACUUCCUUUUCGCAGCACCAACAAUCAAACGUAACAAAAAUGCCGCCGUCUGCUUCAGCAGAUAUCCAACUAUCGAUAACACCAGGCCCUAGUUCGGCAUCCGGAACCCCUUCGAGUGCGGCAAGCACAAGUUCCACCCUGUUCCAACAAUAUCUUAAAAUCUUCAGCACCAUGCCGAACAUCGCUUCAAUCGGCAACAAUCCGAUGAUGAAGGCGGCCCUAACGGAGUACUUGGCUUCCUUUAAAUUACCCCAACCAACGGCAUCGGCUCUGUCACCCAACACCGAACGGAGCACGGACACUCCGCCUCAACUGACCGCUUCAACCGUAAUGAUUCCGAAAUCUACCAUGGGUUCCCAAGAUUACUUUCUUGGCCAGCAGACACUUACUGGGGCUGGUGGUGGUGGUGGAGCUAAAAAGACAUCCGCUAAGUCGUCUACCGUAACCACUCUCUUGCCCGGUAGCUUCGAACAGCAGCAUCAACUGGCCACAAUCACCCUUUCGACGGUGAGCUCUUCGUCGUCGUCGUCGUCCCAGAAGAGAGACCGCGUUUCAUCACCGUUCGCUGGCUCGUCACAGCUUCCGGGACGCGUGGCUUCGCCAUUGCCUAUGCUAACCAUCACACCUAGCGAAGGUCCAAUCGUAGCACGAUCAAAGGAACCUACAGGGAGUCGUAAGUCCAAGAGCAAAAAGGCGCUGGGACCACAGGCACGUCCUACACCAUAUGCUCGGCCAACUCCUCCACCACCGUCGGGAAUACCACAGCUCGCUGUUCCGGGUUUAUCGAUAGAACCCGUGCUUGGGCCCCUAAUGCAACCAAUGGGCACAGCAGGCGUCGGUAAGCCGCCGUCAGCUGCAACUUCCAAUCCGAAUGCAGGUCUAGCGGAGAAAGCCGCGGGUGCCGGCACUAGUAUGAUGGAUUUAGUUGCGUCCUACACAGAACUGCUGCAAAAGUAUCCGCACAUGGCCCGUUCGCUUGCCGGCGUCAUCGCCGGUGUGGGUAGUACAACGAAGACGUCGACUGGAGGAAGCCGCGCGAAAUCGGCGAAACAAUCGAACAAAGCUUCCCCAAAGAGCACGGUGGGGUCCGGUGCCGGCAAUCGAGGCUUCAGUACGGCCGGCCCUACUAAUAUUCCACGUAUCGGGGCCACCAUCACACCACUACCUUCGGGAUUUUCGGUCGACAGCUACGGAAGGCCCGCAACAAGCACGUCCGGUAUGUCGAUCACAGCAGCCACAUCGCCGUCCUCGUCCCUGUCAUCCUCGUCGGUGACCAUGCUGCAGCAGUUGGGAAGGUAAGCUUCGAAUCAGCAGCAAGCGAAAACGCUGCAGCAAAAACUGGCAGAGCGCCAGAAAGCGAACAAGGCACGCGAAACGGAAAACGUUUCCAUCGGUACGAGUUCCGGAGGACAACCAGCGAAAGCAAACACCGAUCCGAUGGAUGUUAUUGUGCUCGAGUGACUCACGGUAUCUCUCGUCGCAAAUCGAUAAUCAUGAAUUUUAAAAAUUGCUCAAAAUAGUGUCACAAGCCGUUCGUCAUUACUUCUAAAAUAUCGGGGAUGACUGGCAGUGGUAAAGCCAUGGCCAUGUCUAUUGGCAUCACCACCAAAGAGUAAUAUCGAAGUCGAAGCAAGCUUCUUCGUGUUUUCUGUGGCGUCCCUGCUGAAGACAGGUAAC
This is a messenger RNA of Anopheles bellator, 7392 nucleotides long. RefSeq names its product calcineurin-binding protein cabin-1-like. Gene Ontology annotation, biological process: chromatin organization. Lineage: Eukaryota; Metazoa; Arthropoda; Insecta; Diptera; Culicidae. The record is from RefSeq and is a predicted model, not a curated record. Gene Ontology annotation, cellular component: nucleus. Gene Ontology annotation, molecular function: protein binding; nucleosome binding. The transcript has 24 exons.